CAUGUCGAAUAUUUUUUGGAACUAUUCAGACAAACUUCUCAUCUAUUUCUAAUUUUGUUCGGUGUAUUAUCCUGCUAUAUAUUUUUUUAAUAAGUUAUCCUGCUAUAUUUAAAAAAAAAAAACUGUAAAGAAAAUUGUUACUGCAAAAAAAGAGAGACUAGGGAUAAAAAUUGGUCGUUUCUUAUUGUGUGACAACAAAAUAUAUAAUGUUUAGUCAAAAAAAGCCAAAAUAUAUAAUGUUACUUCAAAAAAACCCGUACUAGAGAUAAAAAAACAAUUGGUCGUUUCUUCUUGUCUGACAGGAUUUUCUCUGUGGGCGGGACUAUCCGUUGGGAGACUAGCCUCUUGUUUCUGAUCACUGACGCAACCAUGGAGCAAUAUUCAAUUCUCCAAUAAACUGUUUUUAAUAUAUGCAUUUAUACAUAUUCGAAUAUGCAACAUUGGCCGGUAUGUACAACGGGGGUUUUUAAUAAAUCCUAAAGUACAAAUCCUUCACUAUUAACCAUAUAAUAUUAAUAUUAAACUCAUAUUGCUUAAGGAUCAAUCUUUUCCUAAGGAUUUUUUUGCGUGAAUCCUUGUUGACGUGGCAGUUGAGUUCUGUCUAUCGCAUGAAGGGUUUCCCGUGUUCGUGUCAUUUGUAGUGGAGAGGAGAAAAAAAAAGUUUGUCUCUGCAAUUGGCGAUUCGCUCCCUCCGGGUAGGAUUGAUGAAUCGACGGGUUGUUAUGUUCUUUCUCCUCUGAUUCUUUGGAUUUACAUAGGGUUUCAUGUGGUUUUCUUCGCAAAUUAGGUUACGGAAUUGGGGAUUAGGGUUUUCAAUCGAAUCGGGUUCAUCACAAUAAAUAUUUCAAUUUAAUAAAUAAAUAUUUCAAUUUAACAUGUUUUAAUUUUUUUUUAAAAAAUUAAAAAUAUUUUCAAAUUUAUUAUUUUUUUAUUCUUAAGGAUUCCUAAUGAAUAACACCAUUGGACAUACUUAUUUGAUUAGAAUCCUUAACUAUUUUGAAAAAAAAUAAUAAUAAUAUAAUAUACCUAAGGAUUCCAAUGGUGAGUACACCAUUGGAGAUGCCCUAAGUUAUCAAUACAUGAAAGAGUUAGUUUGACAAAAAAAAAACAUUAUUAGAUUAUCAGCAUAUCACAAACUUUUAACCGCUAAAACAUUUCUAUCACAGAUAAUAACUCAAAAUUUCAUAUAAACUAGAUUAUUUUUUGUUUGAAAUAAUUUUUAAAUGAAAAUUCUAAUUUCAUAUAUUAUUAUAUAUUUUUGAAGUUAUAAAUUUUAUUUUAUUUGUUUUUAAAUUGCAGUACACUAUAUAGUAUUUUAAUUUAAACAAUUGAAAUUUAGCAUGAGAAAAAAAUAAAACUGUAAUAUUUAUUUUGUUAUAACUGUCUAUUUUAGUUUUCGAUCUUAAAUUUAUGAAUAAAUGGUGAAAAGUUAUUUUGCUAUGUAUAAUAAUUUAUUUUGUUAUGUAUAAUAUAUUUACUGUUUGUUCUUGUGAAAAAUAUUUUGAAUACAUAUUACAAAGCUUUAGUUAUAUUUUUAGGUUCUAACCUGUUUUAUGACGUGAUAUUCGAAAAAUUAUAAUAUUUUAACUUUACUAAAUAUAUUCAAAAGUUAAUAUGUAUUUUAUUAAUUUAUAUUUAAAAUAUUAUGAAAUGAAAUGCGAUAUUAUAUUUUAAAUCCCUUUCGUACUGGUACAUUCUUAUAAUGAUUUUAUAAAAAAAAAAUAAUAUUUUUGUUCAAUCCCUUUGUACUUGAUUAAUACUUUAAAUAUGUAUUUAUAUGGAUUUGAUAAAUAUGGUAUCUUUGGGUGCAGCCUAAUUUUUACUUUAAUUUUAUUUUUAAAAGCUUUUAUGUCUGAAUUUACUGAAAAUAUUUACAUACAAUUUUAUAAAUCUUUCAAAAGAGUUGCACAAUAACGUUCAUCCCUCACAUAAAAUAAUGCUUGUUCAUCCAACAUAUACAUUUUUGUUGACAAUGGCACACUUGUAAAUUUAUGAAUAAAUUGUGAAAAUUUAUUUUGUUAUGUAUAAUAUAUUAGUUAUUUACCGUUUGUGCUUAUGAAAAAUAUUUGGAAUAUCUACUGCAACCCUUUAUUUAUAUUUUUAGAUUUUAACCCAUUUUAUGAUGCGAGAUUGAAAAAUAAAACAUAAUAACAUAUAAAAUCUACUUUGAAACACUAAUAAAAACAACUUUUAAAUUAUUUGUUUUCUAAUAAAAAUUAUAACUUCAAUCGAAUUUUAUCAAAGUUGUAAAAAAUGUCCAAAAUCAAGUAAGCAUUAAAUUAAAUGAUAACACAAUCUGAGAGUUUAGUAGACUUUAACUUAGUUUGAGUUUUGGUUGGUUGUCAUGCGUUAAGAAAGACGUUGACAGUUAUUUUUUGAAAAUAUUUUAAUCGAUAGACUUAUUAUGUACCAUCUAAACCUAAGGCCACCAUUAACCAUGUCUCUUAAGUGGGUUCUUAAGAGGUGGAUCCCACAAUUUUAUUAAAAACCAGCUCCUCCUCCUCUUUUGCAAGAGGCGACUUUGUUUGGGUUUUUGUACUGUUUGUGGGCCCCACUGACACGUGGCGGUCUGCGAUUGGUUCGUUUUUAAUUUUUUUUUUUAAAUCAGACAAAAAAUAAUAAUAAGAACCUUUUAGGGCUAAUCAUGCUCUAACUAAGAUAGUAUUAGAUAUAAUUCAAUAAAACAUGGUUAUUUUUGUAUUUGUAACGUCUAUGGCUAAUGGUCACUCCGUCUAGGGAUUCCAUCAUGUGCGCAACGGAUUGUGUAUUAUAUUCGAGAAUUUCGAAAAGAUGUUUAUUGGCAUACGAUCACUGCAUGAUUAUUUUCCGUAUCAAUUCAUUUUUUUUCCUAAAUAGAUCACCGUAUACCAAAAAUCCAGAUGCUAUUCAAGAAUUAGGUUUAUUUAGGUUUAUUUACAAAACAAAAAGUAGUCAGAAUUUGCCGAAAAAAAUGGAUCAAACAAUGCGGCAGAGAAAUCAAAUGGAAUAGGGACAAAAUAUGAUUACACCAAAGCAUUGAGAAUCCUACCGAAAGCACACAGCCUACACUCAAAAAGAAAUCAAAUUAGUGAUUCAAAAGUACGUAAAUAAGAGAAAUGGCAAACACAGAGCCAGCGACAGUUACCAACAAGCAAAUCAUAUUCUCAGGUUAUGUGAGUGGAUUCCCGAAGGAAUCCGAUCUAAAAGUCACCACAACCACCAUCGAUCUAAGGAUUCCAGAGAGAUCCACAUCAGUUCUGGUGAAGAAUCUUUACUUGUCUUGCGAUCCUUACAUGCGCAUUAGCAUGGGAAAGCCUGAGCCGUUGAGUUCUUCGCUCGUCCCACCGUUCAAUACCGGCGAGCCAAUCAUUGGCCUUGGAGUAUCUAAAGUGAUAGAUUCAGGACAUCCAGAUUACAAAAAAGGAGACUUACUCUGGGGAGUAGUUGGAUGGGAGGAGUACAGUGUUAUUACUCUAUUUCCUUACUCACAUUUUAAGAUCCAUCACACAGAUGUUCCAUUAUCUUACUACACUGGACUUCUUGGCAUGCCUGGUAUGACUGCUUAUGCUGGAUUUUACGAAAUUUGUUCACCUAAGAGAGGAGAGACUGUCUUCGUAUCAGCUGCAUCCGGUGCAGUUGGCCAGCUUGUUGGACAAUUUGCAAAGCUGGUGGGUUGUUAUGUCGUUGGAAGUGCCGGUAGUAAAGAAAAGGUUGAUCUUCUCAAGACAAAGUUUGGAUUCGACGACGCUUUCAAUUACAAGGAGGAGAAUGACCUUAACAUAGCCCUAAAGAGGUAUUUCCCGGAAGGGAUCGACAUAUAUUUCGAGAACGUGGGAGGUAAAAUGUUGGAUGCAGUGCUGAUAAACAUGAAGUUGAAUGGUCGUAUCGCAGUUUGUGGAAUGAUCUCACAGUAUAACUUAGUGGAUCCAGAAGGUGUACACAAUCUAACCACAAUCCUUUACAAGAGGAUAAAGGUUCAAGGCUUUGCCGUCUCUGAUUUCUACGACAAAUACUCGAAGUUUUUGGAUUUUGUGCUUCCUUACAUAAGACAAGGGAAGAUAACGUACGUCGAGGACAUAACUGAAGGACUCGAGAGUGGACCUUCUGCUCUGUUAGGGAUCUUCCACGGUAAGAACGUUGGUAAACAACUCUUUGUGGUUGCUCGUGAGUGAGAGACCACUAGCCACGAGAGUUCAGUUCCUUUGGUGACUUGUGACGGUUUGUUUUUGUUUGUUCGGACUAAUACAAUUUGAUAACCAGCUUAAUUAAAACAUACAGUUAUGUCUACUUAUAGCCUGUUAAAGUUUAUAUUGGGCCAAAAAGCCCAAUAAAAGAGUUUUCAUUGUGCUGUAUAAGCUUGCGGCCUUAUA
This is a messenger RNA of Brassica napus (rape), 4349 nucleotides long. Its product is annotated as NADPH-dependent oxidoreductase 2-alkenal reductase-like. Gene Ontology annotation, molecular function: 2-alkenal reductase [NAD(P)H] activity. The transcript has 5 exons. The record is from RefSeq and is a predicted model, not a curated record. Gene Ontology annotation, biological process: response to oxidative stress. Bases 3096 to 4151 code for a protein of 351 amino acids. NCBI's taxonomy places the organism in Eukaryota, Viridiplantae, Streptophyta, Magnoliopsida, Brassicales, Brassicaceae.